GCAAACUACCAGUUUGCCAAGGCCAUGGCGGGUGUUUUAUUCAAUAGCUAGGAGCCACAGAACCGCGGUUCAGAUAUCCACGCGUUCCCGCGUGCAACGGCUCCCUACUAUUGUCAGCUAGACUCUUUUUGGCCGUUUAAGAAUCGCAGAGCGUCAUAGUUGUGAUCGGUGUUUGUACGGUAGUCUAAUCGGAGCAGCAUCAUGGCGCCAAACGAUGCCACGGAGAUUCCUUCGUGGAUGGCAGACGUCGUAAGUCUCGACGAUCCCGCGAAGCUCACGGCGCCCAUAAAGUCUGCCGUCGAUAAGUUCGCCCUGCUGCCAGCCUUCCUCAAGGUUCGGGGGCUGGUGAAGCAGCACGUGGACUCGUUUAACUACUUUGUGAACUGCGACAUCAAGAAGAUCAUCCACGCCAAGGCCAACGAGCGCGUCACCUGCGACACCGACCCCAACUUCUACCUCAAGUACCUGGACAUAUUCGUGGGCAAGCCGAGCGUGCAGGAGGACUAUGUGAUGGAGGACAUCACCCCGCAGAACUGCCGCCUCCGAGACAUGACCUACGCCGCGCCCAUCACAGUGGAUGUGGAGUACACGCGUGGCAAGGAGAUCGUGCGGCGCGUGGGCAAGGAUGGGCAGGGCGCGCUGCUCAUCGGGCGCAUCCCCCUCAUGCUGCGGUCGGACCACUGCGUGCUGCAUGGGAAGAACGAGCAGGAGCUCGCCAAACUAGGCGAGUGUCCUUUGGACCCCGGAGGCUACUUCGUGGUCAAGGGCGUGGAAAAGGUGAUCCUGAUUCAGGAGCAGUUGUCGAAGAACAGAAUCAUCAUUGAUGCUGACAGCAAAGGAGGGGUGGCAGGCUCGGUGACUAGCAGCACGCACGAGCGCAAGAGUAAGACCAACAUAGUGAUGAAGCACGGGCGGUUCCUGCUGCGACACAACACGUUCAAUGAGGAUGUGAACAUGGUGAUAGCGCUCAAGGCCAUGGGCGUGGAGAGCGAUCAGGAGGUGGUGCAGAUGGUGGGCCGGGACCCCAAGUACGCCGACCUCCUCGCUCCCACGUUACAGGAGUCGGCAGCUGCUGGUGUCUUCACCACUCAGCAAGCUCUCGAAUACUGCGGCACCAAAGUAAAACAAGCCCGACAGAUGUGGGGUCGAGCACGCCGCUCCAGAGUGGAUGAAGUGCGGGAUGUGCUGGCCAACAUUGUGCUCUGCCAUGUGCCCGUGCACCGCUUUGACUACCGGGAGAAGUGCAUGUUCAUCGCUGUCAUCUUGCGCCGCAUGAUGGACGCCCUCAUCAACGCCGACGCCGUCGACGACAGGGAUUACUACGGCAACAAGCGUCUGGAGCUCUCGGGCCAACUGGUGUCGCUUCUUUUUGAGGACCUGUUCAAGCGCAUGAACAUGGAGCUGAGGCGGCAGGCAGAUGCCAUUCUCUCCAAGUCCAACCGUGCCACUCAGUUUGACGUUGUCAAGUGCAUUCGCCCGGACAUCAUCACAUACGGCUUGGAGCACGCCAUCUCCAGUGGCAACUGGACAGUCAAGCGGUUCCGCAUGGACCGCAAGGGCGUCACUCAGGUGCUAUCACGCCUGGCGUUCAUCGGCGCAUUUGGGCACAUGACCCGCAUCACAUCUCAGUUUGAAAAGACUCGCAAAGUCAGCGGGCCCCGCGCGCUGCACCCCAGCCAGUGGGGCAUGGUGUGUCCGGCGGACACACCGGAGGGGGAAGCAUGUGGGCUGGUGAAGAACCUGGCGCUCAUGACACACGUCACCACGGACGAGGAGGAGCCGCCGCUCAUCCGCCUCUGCCACAGCCUGGGCGUGGAGGACCUGCAUCUGCAGUCCGCGGAGGAGAUCCACAGCACCACCACCUACAUGGUCUUCCUCAACGGGCUCAUCCUGGGCGUGCACAGACGUCCCCUGAGGUUCUCAGAUGCAUUGAGGAAGCUCCGGAGAGCGGGCAAGGUGCCGGAGUUCCUCAGCAUAUACGUGCACAGCGCACAGCGGUCUGUGAUUCUGGCAGCGGAUGGGGGUCGUGUGUGCCGGCCUCUGGUGAUAGCAGACAAGGGCGUGUCACGGGUGAAGCAGCACCACAUAAGGGAACUCAAGGAUGGCAUUCGAACGUUUGACGACUUCCUGAGGGAAGGCCUGGUGGAGUACUUGGAUGUCAACGAGGAGAACAACGCCCUGAUAGCGCUGUACGAGUGGGAGGCGACACCGGACACAACACACAUAGAGAUUGAGCCGUUCACCAUCCUGGGUGCAUGCGCCGGCCUCAUCCCCUACCCCCACCACAACCAGUCGCCUCGAAACACAUACCAGUGUGCUAUGGGCAAGCAAGCGAUGGGCAACAUGGCAUACAACCAGCUGGGUCGCAUGGACACGCUUCUGUAUCUUCUCGUCUAUCCCCAGCGACCGCUGCUCACCACACGAACCAUUGAACUGGUAUGCCCUCCCUCUACCCCCACCCACUUCUCUCGAACGGUCCUUCAUUGCUCGGAUUACCCUGGGUACAUGCGAGGCAUAUAAGGUGAGUACAAUCAUGCAUGGUAUUUUGGCCGAGCUCCUAGUCUACCACGCCUCCCUCAGGUGCUCGAUGACAGCGAAGCAAUCCCCUAGGGACAUGCCCGCGUCAGGAGCGCCGAGGGGAGGCCAUUCGAGUGGUGAGGCGUCGUUCACCUUCCCAAGAUAGGUGAGGGCUUGUCCCCGCUGGAGGGUGACAGACCAGCGCUGGCGGAACUGGCUAAGCAGUUUAGCCGCCUGGUAGGAGCUGGGGUCGGCGUUGAAAAGGCGGCGGGCUGCCGUGUGUGCUAGAAGUUUAAGGAAGGUUGGCACUUUGGCGCAUGGGCAGCCAUACGUCUCGACUGCGAGCGGGAAGAAGCCGACGUAUGCUGCCCUGUGGCGGUAGUCGUCGAUCUUCUUGUCCGCUUGCUCCCGGGCCAUGUAUCCUCGGCCCUUGCGCGCUAGCGGGUCCCGAGAGCUUACUGGGUCGGUGACGGUGACGUCGCAGAUCCAGACCGCCCCCGAGUCCCGGUCACGCACGGCCAGGUCGGCGGUCUUGCCAUCGACCGGGUUGUAGAUCGCUGUUUCCUUCGUGACUAUGAGCUGCGCGUCCCGCCCCAUGCGUAUGCACUCGUCCCGGAGGGCGUUGUGGGUGUCGGUGCGGCCAUGCCCUGUCCCACAGCGGAAGAGGUGGUUUGGUAGUCGAGGGUCCUCGAUCACCACCCCUUGGGCGCAGUUGCAGACCCUGGGUGCCGGGAAAGGGAGGCCCAUG
Molecule: messenger RNA, 3265 nt
Organism: Closterium sp. NIES-67
Lineage: Eukaryota; Viridiplantae; Streptophyta; Zygnematophyceae; Desmidiales; Closteriaceae
Source: the annotation of a GenBank genome assembly